Messenger RNA from Chanos chanos (milkfish), 1722 nucleotides. RefSeq names its product R3H domain and coiled-coil containing 1 (gene r3hcc1). Gene Ontology annotation, molecular function: nucleic acid binding. The transcript has 7 exons. NCBI's taxonomy places the organism in Eukaryota, Metazoa, Chordata, Actinopteri, Gonorynchiformes, Chanidae. Bases 1 to 1335 code for a protein of 444 amino acids. The record is from RefSeq and is a predicted model, not a curated record.
AUGCUGACACUGUACUUCGGUCUUUCCGUCGCAGUUUUCCCCGCUGGCACCCUGGCUGCUCCGUGUUUUAAUGGCCGUUACCUUCCCAAGCAAGAAAGUGAAUUUGUUGAUGCAGUCCUUGAGGAGCUGGAUGGCUAUUUACAGAGAGAUGAUCCGAAAAGCGUCCUAUUGUUCCCACCUUUCCCGAGCCAGCUUCGCUUCCUGAUCCAUAAGACGACAGAGAACCAUCCGGGCCUCUGCUCCUUCUCCGUCGGAGAGAGCUGGAGUCGCCGAGUGGUUGUCUGCCGCUCUCUCCUCAGGUCAGUGUCAGAGGAAGAGGGCAGUGACGGGGGGGGCAGUUUCUAUGAGCAGCCCAAAGCUCAGGACAGACCGGAGGACAACAGGAGGCAGACGGAGAGGGCGGGGCCUAGGGUCGCCCGCGGCAGAGGGAGCCGACGCCCAGACAAGGCCAUUUACGUACCCCGGGCCAUGCGACAGAAAGCCGCGGAGGAGCGCUCGGUACCGGAACAGACCGCGCACCCGUCCUCCGCAUGCAGCGUGAACUCUAGUGCCUUGGAGGAGUCCCUCUCCGACGUCAUGGAAACGUCUGUGGCGGCCGAGUGUGGGACGGGCACGGACAGCGCCGAUACGUCGUUGGCCGAGCAGGACGGGUCAGCGCUGUUCUCUGGGCCGGACUCCGGCUCGUGCUUGCCUGCCUUGGAUCAGACCAUGUCAUACUUUGUGGCAAUGUCUCUGGAGGACCAGCAGAAGGAGGACCAGCAGAAGGAGGAGCAGGUGCAGGAGAAGGAAGAGGAGCAGGAGGAAGCUCUCAACAGUAACGUGGUCCCAGUGGAACCUCCCACACACCAGCAGAGCGUGGAUGCCAUGCAGGAUUUUACUCAGGAGAUCAUCUCAAACCUGAAAGAAAGAGAUAUAGUCAUAGAGAACACUAGAAACGAUUACUCCGCGUUUGAGAACGCCUGGUUCAACCAAGACGAUUUUUCCCACGUCAUUGAGAUCUACAACUUCCCCGCCACCUUUAAAACUGACGACUUAUUGGACGCCUUCUCUGACUACAGUGACGGAGGGUUAAAAAUCAAAUGGGUGGACGACACGCAUGCCCUGGGCGUGUUUUCCAGUCCGUCGGCAGCCCUGCAGGCCCUGUCCAUCCAGCAUCCUCUGCUGAAGACGCGUGCUCUGUCUGACGCCAGUAAGAAGGCCAAAGGAAAAGCCCUGAGACGAGCAGAGUUCAUUCAGCCUGUGAAGGAGCGGCCGCGCACGGACACGGCAGUGGCCCGUCGCAUGGUGACCCGGGCCCUGGGCCUGAGAGGAGGCCCACGCAGAAAGCACUGCUGACGGCCUGUGAGUGCAGCAGCCCAGCAAAACACGCAGCGCUCUGGACUCAGCGGACGGCCAUCCUGGCCUGGACUCCUGGGAAGAGAACUCCGCCCGUGCAUCCGCACACGGGCAUUUCCGGAGAGCAGCUCCGGCGAUUGGGAUUACGGGCAUACAUCGCAAAGGAACGAUGCCGGCCUCUCGGGUUCCUGUUUUCUGGUUAACUCGGUUCUCCGUCUGUGGCACUGUUAAAGCAGUCCUGUGUUUCAGAGAGCGCCUCAUCAUCUCAGUGUCUGUGAUUAGAGAGAGCUGUCAGUCUGUGAUUUUCAGCCCUGGGUUAGUCCAGAUUAGACUGCCUCGGGACUGUUUUUGUAAUCUGCUGAAGUUCCAAAUAAAUCUGCAGUUCUA